UCUGGACCUCGGAUUCUUUGAAGUUCUUCCGACUAGACAAACCACAUAGGUUCGACAAUGAUAACAACAACAACAUGGUAAGGAUACAGGUACCGCCAGUACCCCCUGUCAAUCCAUGGCGCAUGGAGUCAUGGAAAGUCCAUUUCCGUGCUAUACUCCGCGAAUGUUCCUAUCUACCCGAUCCCGUUGCGAAAAGUUACAUGCAUGAUUAUGUUGUCCGAAGAUUUCGACGAUACGUGAUAGACGAGCGGAGACCUUGGAUAAAAUAUGAUCUCGAGCGGUUGAUUAUGCUCUUCGAUGAAUCAAAAGAAACGCUGUCGCUUCUGAAGCGGGCGAACCAAGGAUUUAUCAAACCGCUCGAAAAAGUCAUUCGAAUGGCAUAUGGACGGAAAGGGAAACGGAGAAAGGAGUUGCUGUACGCUCUAAUCUCACCCGAUAUUCCUGCCGAUACUAUGGCUGUGCAACAGAUUCUUCAGCGGCCCGAACCGUACGGAGACGACUGGAAGCCCCCUUCGAUCGUGAUUGAACUAUUGAAAUCGCAGCAAAACAACGGAAUUCUCUCUCAGCUAGGCGUUCGCCAAGUGAAAGACCUGAACCCUGUCAUACCCAAGAAGGUGAUCUCCGGGGACGGAGUGGCUAAAUCUCGAAGGCGAAACAUACGGAAGGAAUGGUAUAAUGAUGUUCUGGAUCACCUCCUUCCGCCACUACCUGAACCAGACCUCAGCACCUUAGAAGGCUUGAUGUCGGGAGAAAUACCAUGGUCGCCACCGAGAGAAAGGAAAACAGUGAACCUCUCCAACAGACAAAAGAGAGCUAGGGGGGCAGAACGCGAGCAUCUAAGAAAACUUUUAGAGAGCGGUCCGGCAAAAGGUCAGACUUUCAGAGAGUACGCCAAAGGACGUCCUCAUAUCAUUACGCGACGGCUUAUGCAAAGACUCUGGAGGCGUACAAUGUGCCUUAUUCCGCGCAUGGACUGGGAUGACGUUGCUAAAAAGCACUACUUCACAUGGGACCCCGCAAAACCGAUGCCCCAGCUAGGUAUUCCUGGCGCACCUGAAAUAUUUGAAGCUGUUGAUCCCCGAGGGAAGGUAACUGGGCGGGAGAGCUUGAGACCCAUUAGGGUAACAGGCGAGGGGUUCCUAAGUAGGCCAGGCGAGAUACCUAGCCGGCCCGAUAGCAAGUUGCCCCGUAGGGUCUCAGGCGAAGGAUCCGAAAAAAAGCCAACUAACAGGCCAGAUAGCAGGUUGCCUCUUAGGGUAUUGGGCGAAGAAUCUGUGGAGUCAUUUCGCAGGUCAUAACACCCAGUAAGAUGUCUAAAAAGGCAUCCAGCAAGUGGUGAACAUUAGGUAUAGGCUUGAUGUCUUCUAAAUCCUAAAUUCUUACGAUUCUCCAUCGAAUGAAAGUACGACAGCGCCGUUGGUGUAAAUACGAUAUCCAGCUACAUAAAGCGCGCAGGGUUAGCAUCCUGAUAAUUGUGCAUACAAACCAAAUCAUAUUGAUCGGUCACAGUCGAAGCCGCAGACGGAAGAGCGCACGAAAGAGCCCUCUGGAAGCGAACUAGACUUUAUCGAGUGUACCAUAUCAGCUCUAAUAAUCUCUUGUGUGGCCAGGACCACAUCAAAUAUUACAACAUCUUUUCU
Messenger RNA from Aspergillus alliaceus, 1640 nucleotides. RefSeq lists its product as uncharacterized. NCBI's taxonomy places the organism in Eukaryota, Fungi, Ascomycota, Eurotiomycetes, Eurotiales, Aspergillaceae. The coding region runs from base 75 to 1298 and encodes 407 amino acids. The record is from RefSeq and is a predicted model, not a curated record. The transcript has a single exon.